Molecule: messenger RNA, 5739 nt
Organism: Aedes aegypti (yellow fever mosquito)
Lineage: Eukaryota; Metazoa; Arthropoda; Insecta; Diptera; Culicidae
Gene: egl
Biological process (GO): nucleobase-containing compound metabolic process
Molecular function (GO): nucleic acid binding; 3'-5' exonuclease activity
Source: RefSeq, a predicted model, not a curated record
UUGGCUGUUUGUUAGUAGUGCAGUUGCUUUCGCCGCGUCGUCAUCAUCGUCGUUUUGCUCUCGCGCUCCGUUAGAACAAAACCCCGUAUGUAUGGUUCUUGGCAGUAGUUCGCCUUUGUCGUUUCGCAGAUCCAUCGUGGGCGCUGCGUUUUUGGUUCGUUCGGUUUUUUGCUCACCUGAGAUUUGUGUCGCUGUGACAUCCAGGGGGAUUUAAACUAACGGCACGUUUUAAAGGUGCACCAUCAUCAUCGCAUAGCUGGGAACCGUACGUGGCCAGUGGAUUUUCCUCGGAGUGCCAACAACUGAUUCGGUUGCGGUGCGUCGUCGAAAGAGGACCUACAGUGUCGCGUCGAAAGUGUCUGUUAAAAAUCUCACCUACCACCGUGUGUGAUAUUAACCCCCUCGAACAAACGGUACGACGAAACGCAGCGUUCGAAAGGAGGUCGAAGAUCGAGAUCCGCGAGAAGGAGCCCCGAGAGUGCUUCGGUACUAUUUUUUUCUUCAUGUGAUUCGAUUGAAUCGGUUUCGUUCGAUCUCUACUUUAAAUUUGUUGAAAGUGCGAGUGCUUUUUGUGAAACUACGCGACUAGAUUUCACGGCACUCAAAUCCCCGACGCGAGGAUCAAAUCGUGGCAACUCUUUAUUUUUUUUGUUGGAAUUUGGAGCAACGACCAAGAGCAGGGAACUCGGUUUUGCUUAGUGCCUCUAUAACCAGAUUAUUGUGGUCAACUCACGGACGUUCCUCGUUACACAUUUGGCAAUAAGAAGUUACGUCAACGGUGCAAGUAAGAACAGCUGUAGGAAUUUGACGAAUAUACAAAACGAAAUUUAAGCUCAAUUUUUACACACAUCACGAAAAUCUCACCUGACUGCCUGGUGGUGAAAAGUAAAAGAUAGGAAACAAAAAGUUAAUUAGUCUAAGUGCUGCCCAUAGUAUUCCCAUAUCGCGUAGUAAGUAAAUCGAAGGAAGAAAUAAUUGUAAAUUAUUAAAACAAACACACUGGCAAACGUAGCUAGAGAGUAGAAAAGUUCGAGACGGGGGCCGAACCGAUAAAGCCAAGAAAAAUCGCAAUUCGCACCCACACUCGCGUGGCCUCGCGUUUGUCUUGUUGGAGGUGCUGCUAGUUGGAGAAGACGAGCCGAAGCAGAGGAAAUAUAACAAGAAGCUACGAGAAGAGGGAAAAAAUCAUACAACACGCGAAAAGUGCCAGUUUUCUGUUGGUCUGUUCGCGCGAAACAAGUGCACCGACGAAAUUGCGCGCGCGGGUAUUGACACACAAAUACCUACCACAUAAUCCGCGGUGGUUUCGAGUCGAGCAAAGUGCAGGCGAAAAUCGGUGAAAAUAGUGGUGAAGAGAAACCUGUCGACUCUGGCUGCAGAGUUUGUGGUCAUCAUCAUCGAAGAAAGCAAAAUUCAAUAAUUUAUAGGAAAUUUUUCGAAGACGACGGCGACAACGACCACGAAGCUGUGAAGACGACACGAGUUUAAAGGAUUAAGUAACACGUCGUGCGCGCACACGUAUCACACUUUUGGUGGUUGGUGGUUCAAGGGGGUGCAGCAGUUGCAUCGACGUUGAUCGACAUCAACAGAUUCCCCCCAGUCGUUUGAGUUUUUUUUACAUCAUCAAAGUGAUUAACGCCUGUCAGCAGCUGAAUCAGAUACAGUAGUGACCAGCAACAUGGAAUCGAUGGAGUAUGAGAUGGCACGCAACAUGACGUUGCUGUUCUUUCUGGAACGGCUGCUGGAUCGCGGAGAGCCACGUACCCUGCACGAUCUGUCCUGUCAGUUCGGGGCCCGCGGAUUCACCAAGGAGAUGCGACAGAUUGCCGGCGGAAGUCAAUCAGGCCUGAAAAAGUUCCUCUCACAGUACCCUGCCCUAUUCGAAAUCAACGGCGAUUUCGUUCACAUCAACAGCUACACAUCGAGCAGCGUGGACGACUCGUCGAUCACAGGCAAACGAGACUACAUCCAGGAGGCUAAAGACUACUUCAAACACAAACUACUCCAGUACGGCAAGGGUACUGAAGUGCCUAUUCGUAGUCUGCUCGGCCAUCGGAGUCAGGCCUCUCCCCAAGUACGACACAUCUCCGGCCAGCACAUCCGAGAGUUCACCGAAUUCCUGCUCAAACAUCCGGAUACCUUCCACGUGGUGGACGGAGAUAAUGUCGUCCUGGUCGGGUGCGAGAACGAGGAGGACGUCCCCGCAUCGGAGCGGUUGCAUUUGCCAAACUCAUCCAUCGACACACAGGCCACCCAGCAGCUGCUGGACUCGUUUGCCCAGGUGAUAGAAGUCAAGGGCCCCAUCAUCGUCGAUCAGCUCUUCCACAUGGUCACAUCCAACUUCCCCCAGGAACAAUGGUUUCACAUGUUCAAAAACCCGAGCGAUCUGAAAACGUUUCUGAAGCUCUUCUCGGACUGCUUCCACAUACAAUCCAAUCUAGUCACGCUUCUACAGAAGCCAAAACUGUCCGACUCACACAUUCGGCAGGCGCAGGACAAGCUCAACCUGUCCAACAGCUCGUUCAACACCAUACCAAGCAUCGGCAGUGCCGGAAGUGCCGUGGGAAGUGCCAACGGUAGUAACAAUACCAGUCGGACAGCAUCACCCAAAAACAUGAUCGGAGAUUUUAAACUCAACGAACCGGUCUCGGUCGGAAUAGUCCCCAACGAUCCGGCCACCGUACUGAGCAGUAGUAAAAGCGAACCCACUAGUGGUUUCGAUAGCUACUAAUCAAUAAUGAUUUUUAAAAUGGAGAACCUUUGUCCCAAAAAUUGCCCGUUCUCCUCCAAUUCCGCGUACUCAAAAUCCCAACAGAACUCAGCAGUUCAACAGCAAGCCACUCAAACGGCAAGGCUAGAAUCGAACAACCCGAUAGCCAACGAGAAAGCCAAUCUCAUCAACAACAAUAACAACAACCCGGCUGUGAAUCCGAAAAAUCAAACCCUCAAACAACGUAUUAAUAGUUUGGUGAUCAAAACGCUCGCCGAAAACCUAGAGAAAGAUAAGCAAUCAAUGUCUGCCAUUCAACAUCACAGCAUCGGCGUCGGUCCCGGAGGGGGUGGUCCCCCACCGAACAACAACCCAGCGCCACAUCCCGUCUCGCCGACGCCGACCAGUCCGGUGCACUCGAACAACUACUUUAUCGGGGACACGUGGAAGAUCAAGGUGCUGCAGAACACCCGGGUCAUCUCCACCGUCAAGGAGUCCCUCUUCGUGAACAAUGCCAUCCUGAAAGCGUCCACCUACGAGGAUCAGGCCGUGGUCUCGUUCGACUGCGAGGGCAUCAAUCUGGGCGUGCGGGGCCAAAUUACCAUGAUCCAGCUGGGUACGACCCGGGGCGAGGCGUUCAUCUUUGAUGUGGCGUCCUGUCCGGACAUGGUGCCGCACGGUGGCAUUAAGGAGGUGCUCGAGUCGGAGAAGGUGAUCAAGGUGAUACACGACUGCCGGAACGAUUCGGUGAAUCUGUUCAACCAGUUCCAGAUACUGCUGAAGAAUGUGUUCGAUACGCAGUCCGCCCACGCUGUGCUCCAGUUCCAGGACCAGGGCAAGCAGGUCUACAAGGUGAAAAACGUCUCGCUGAACACCCUGUGCGAAAUGUACAACGCCACCGUCAACCCGAUGAAGGACCAGCUCAAGAACGUGUACCGACGGGACCAGAAGUACUGGGCCCGGAGGCCGCUGACCCGCGACAUGCUUCUGUACGCCGCCGGAGACGUGCUGAUACUGAUCAACGAGCAGCUGUACCUCAACAUGGCCACAUCGAUCAAGGCGGAAUUCCGCGAGCUGCUCGCGGAGCUGUGCACUGAGCAGAUUUUGAUGCUAAUCCGCCCAGUGGACGUCAAGAUGCGCAAGAAGCAGCGCAAGGUCCGCUCCGAGAUCCAGGACCUUAAGGUGAAGCUGAAGGGUGCCAGCAAGAACGUGGUGCUGAGCAAUCGCGAGAUUCGGUUGUUGAGGUACAUGGACCUGACGGAAGACGAAAAGGAAAAACUUCGCGUCUCCUACAAAGUAGCGAAGAAGCUAGACAAACUGGAGAACUUCGACCGGGACCGUGGCGAUGCGAGCGAUUCCGACGAUGAUUGCGACGUCAUCGAGCAGGACUACCAGAGCCUGGACAGCAUGCCGUCGGAUAACUCGCUACCGGGCACAGGAAGCAGCGGAGGACCGGGCACGUUUUCACCGAAGAACUCCGAACCGCCGAGCUUGACCGAGUCGAUGCAGCUGAUGGACGAAAUCCUGUCCAACACCACCAUGGACCGGAUGGCCAAAAUCGACAAGCUGGAAGCGAUCCUGUCGGCGGCGACCCUACUACCAAACGAUCAGCCGGCGAAGAAGGAGGAACCUAAGGGACGAACGCCAAAGUCCUCCUCCAUAAUGGUAGGACCCUCAAUGGGUAACUCCAUCAAACCUUCCCGCCAUCAGUCACAGCACGGUGCAACUCCACCCCCGCCACAGCAGCCCAAGGCCGAAAUGAAGGAAGCCGGCUGCCAAACGCUCAGCACCGGAGAUAUCGUAAUCACGAAGAUCUUCUUCAAGGAAGAGCAGGAUAAGAAACCGGAAAAGACGCUCACCAGUUCGGGCAAGCGGAACGGUCUGGAUGCGCCGGAGAUUAUGGUGCAGCAGCACAACUCCGUGAAGGCCUGACAGGGUCAACCGACGACGAAUCGCUAUGGAACCAACAGCGGUGGCAGUAGGAGAUCUGCUGAAAACGGUGGACGAUCGCGGCCCGGAAGCGCAACGGUCUUUCGGCAACAGCGAGGUGGACGAUGUGAAUAGUAGGUCGUUUUGAGGGAGGGUGCUUUUCGGUUUUUUGGACGGGUUCUUGUUUUCAGUAUAAAGUUAGAGUGAGUUAAUGUGUAGUGGAGCGGAUAUUAAAUAUCUGUUAGAACCGGAAUGCACGAGCGAGAAAACAUUGAUUAGAUGAGAGUACGACGCAAGCAAAGCGAUGCAGUAUGAUUCUUGAAAGAGAGAGAGCGAAGCAAUAAUUUAAAAGGUUUAACUAUAGAAUCACAUAUUUUUAAAGAACAUUUGAGAGUUGUAACCCCGUAUUUAUGAAAAAUCCAUUCGAAGAGAGCGCGUGUUCAGGCUAUUAGGAGAAACCCCUUUAUAUCAAUUGUAUAAUAGUAAAAGUUAUUCGUAGAAAGUGAGAUACUUUUCAGAGGAUCAAUAUCAAUAUCAUUAUUUUUUUGAUAGUAAUAUAUUUAACGAGACAUCAGAGAAGAGAUUUUUCCAAACGAGAAACAAUGUAAGCAUAGCUAUACUUUCUUUUGAGACUCAUUAAACAUUAUAAACAAGAAGUAUCACAGAAAAGUGGAGGAUCAAAAUUUUUACAGCAGAUAGCUCGUUGAUAAAAUUUUACAGACGCUGAUAGUUAACAAUGAAAAAAGAUAAAAUUUGUAUCAUGCGAAACUUGUUAGAUCAGAAUUGCUUCCUAAUAUAUACCUACCAAUAAACAAGCAUAUAGGCGACACAGACUUAGACAGCAAAAUCACAUUCGAAAGUAGAGAAAUAUCUAAGAAGGAGAACUAACUAAGCAAGGCGAGCAUUAUUAACCUGUGGAGUAAACUGUGUUUGAACUUUGAAGCGAUAGACCAUACAAGAAUAAUACAUCUUAAUUCCUAACGAAACUUUACAUAGCGAAGGAGAAGAAGGUUGAAAACAUGGAAAUGAAAUAUUCUAACAAUGAAAUGUAUUGAAAAUAAAAAAAAAAUCGAGAAAAACACGAAAAACAAUGAAACCUA